AUGAAAGUCAAAGGAAGAAGAACUAACAACAGAAUAGAAGCUUUAAUUAAGGAGAGAGAAAUAUUGGAUAAUUUAAAAGAGGAAUUAAAGAAAGAGGGCAAACGAGCAAAACCUGACAUUAAGGAGAAUGCUUUCAUGAAUCGUCUUCAAGAAAAGAAACGCAUAAAUGGGAUGAAGAAAAAAAUCGAGAAAACAAUGCCUGAAAGCACGGAGAGAAAGGUAAAAUCACCAAUUGAAGACGAACGUCAUCAAGAUAAAUCGAAAUCAGAAGGAUUACGUGAUCCAAAUUACAUGAAAAAAUCUCCGUCUGAAAAGACUGAAGAUGAUGGCCGUUUUAUAUCUUACUAUUAUUAUUGUUGCGAUUUUUGUUAUGGUUUGUACGGUUACGAUUACGUUUUCGAAAAUGAAGGUGAAGAAUUUGUAAGUCUUUACAACGAUUGUCUUUACAACUGUUUCAACUAUUGGUGCUAUUAUGAUUAUGAUGAUAUGAAUCAAUAUUAUGGCUGAAAUAAUUCAUAAUAAUGUAACGGGGGGGAUAAAAAUUGAUAACGAAUUUUUCAUCCCUAUUAAAACUGUCAUGAAAUAAAAUUGGAAUUAAGCAUA
This is a messenger RNA of Centruroides sculpturatus (bark scorpion), 603 nucleotides long. RefSeq lists its product as uncharacterized. The transcript is spliced from 3 exons. The record is from RefSeq and is a predicted model, not a curated record. NCBI's taxonomy places the organism in Eukaryota, Metazoa, Arthropoda, Arachnida, Scorpiones, Buthidae. Bases 1 to 507 code for a protein of 168 amino acids.